GAUAGAGUAGGUCAGACCCAUUAAAAGGGAAGUCUUCGCCUUUCUUGAAGAACACUAUUUUCAAACACUAUUAGGCCUUCGCCAGGCACUCUAGACCGAAUCUUUACUAUUUUAGGCUUCCUCUCCCACACCGGUUAGCAACCGAGAGAAGAGUGAAAGUCAAGCGGGAACCAUCCCACUUCCAAUGCCAAGUCUUAAGCAAAGUUGCCCCCAUCUAGCCGGCUUGAAGAGAUGCCAAGAAGAAGAAGCUCUUGGAAAGCUAGAGAAUCAGCAGCUUUUCUUUGUGCCAACCCGCCUAGAAGGAAGAAGUCUGGGGAACUAGAGGUGAAAGAAAGGAAUGGAGCAGAGGCAUAGUGAAGGAGAUGAGGAUCCGGAUGAAAUUCUUUUUGAGCUCAUACCAGCUUUAAAUAGAAAUCCAUCCCUGUGACCCUUUUGGCUUCUCUAUUACAUGAGUCCCUCCCGAAGCCCUGACCUUAUGCAAGACUUUGAUUGCUUCUGUCUUCCUUUCCUAUUGUUAAAUAAACAAGAAAGAAAAGAAGGAAAGAACUUCAAUUUUAGCACAUUUUUACGAAAAAGUCUUUCUUUUUUAUUAUAUUAGCAUAGCAUUAAGUAGUAAACAUUUUACACUAGG
This is a messenger RNA of Rubroshorea leprosula, 631 nucleotides long. Lineage: Eukaryota; Viridiplantae; Streptophyta; Magnoliopsida; Malvales; Dipterocarpaceae. The record is from the annotation of a GenBank genome assembly.